Messenger RNA from Drosophila takahashii, 1362 nucleotides. Its product is annotated as sodium-coupled monocarboxylate transporter 1-like. The record is from RefSeq and is a predicted model, not a curated record. Gene Ontology annotation, molecular function: symporter activity. Gene Ontology annotation, biological process: transmembrane transport; sodium ion transport. Lineage: Eukaryota; Metazoa; Arthropoda; Insecta; Diptera; Drosophilidae. Gene Ontology annotation, cellular component: membrane.
AUGAAUAUUUUGUGGCAACCCAUCUGCAUUUAUGUUCCGGCCUUGACUCUAAAUCAAGUUUCUGGAAUAAGUGUGAACAAGAUAGUACCCCUAACCAGUUUUAUCUGUAUUUUGUACACCAGUGUGGGAGGAAUUAAGGGCGUUGUUUGGACGGAUGUCAUUCAAGGCAUUGUAAUGGUUGGAUCCAUGAUCAUUGUAAUCAUAAAAGGAACUUUGGACUUGGGUGGCUUGAGCGUUGUUUUAGAGCACAAUCGUCAGUACGAUCGUUUAGUGGGCCCAGACAUGACUUUUGAUCCCACUGCGAGAAUGGGUGUGUUUGCUUUAUUCGUUGGUGGUGCCUUGUUCAAAUUGCAAGCUAAUGGCAUUAAUCAGGCCAUAGUUCAACGUUAUCUUACUUUGCCCAAUAACAAAGAUGUUAAGAAGGCUUUGAUCCUAUCCCUAAUUGGCUUUAUGAUGGUCAUGCUGAUGUGCGUUUAUAUUGGAAUGCUGGCUUUUGCUGAGUUCUAUCAUUGCGAUCCCAUUACAACGGGGUUAGCUCGUGCCAAGGAUCAAGUUAUCCCUCUGUAUGUGGUUAAGAAUGUGGGUCAUAUUCCCGGAUUGGUUGGUCUAUUUGUGGCUGGAGUUUUCAGUGCCGCCCUAAGUUCCCUUUCGACGGCACUGAAUGCCCUUUCCGGUGUGAUUCUCACGGACUUUGUGGAACCCUAUAGGAAAAAGCCCCUAACCGAACGACAAACAGCCUAUUUGUUGAGGGGCGUGGUUAUCUGCUUUGGCCUGAUCUCGAUGGCCAGUGUUCCAAUUGUCCAAAGACUUGGACUAGUUAUGCAGCUAUCCUCCACAGUGGCGGCAAUAACUUGUGGUCCUCUCCUGGGAGCCUUCAGUGUGGGCAUGCUACUGCCCUUUGUUAAAACAGAGAGCCUUCUCACGGGCAUCUCGUGUGCCUCCAGUUUUACAGCCUACAUUGUGGUUCGAGCUCAGAUUGCCAUUUUCACAGGAGCACUGACCUUCCCAGCAAAACCCGUUUCCGUGGAGGAUUGUGACUAUACCUUUGAUCUCCCAGAUAAUUGGAAUGCCACCACCACGGCAACACCGAUGGAGUCCUCUAGUCAUGGCAUACAUGAGAUCUCGUUUUUGUGGUACACCGCCGUAGGUUCGGUGGGUACUGUACUCGGAUCUCUGUUGGCCACUCUCUACUUUGGUCGCCAAGAUCCCCGAGUGGUCGACCCCGAACUCAUUAGUCCAGUGCUAAGAAAAUUCUGGUAUGGCAAAUACAAGAGUGUGGCCAGUGAUAGUGAUGAAAAAUCCGAAUUUACACUCCACGAAUCGGAAACGCAGCCAAAGCUCGAGCAAUCCGAAAAGUCAUAG